Messenger RNA from Tachysurus fulvidraco (yellow catfish), 1807 nucleotides. RefSeq names its product ELOVL fatty acid elongase 7b (gene elovl7b). Gene Ontology annotation, biological process: sphingolipid biosynthetic process; very long-chain fatty acid biosynthetic process; fatty acid elongation, saturated fatty acid. Bases 184 to 1032 code for a protein of 282 amino acids. Gene Ontology annotation, cellular component: endoplasmic reticulum membrane; endoplasmic reticulum. The record is from RefSeq and is a predicted model, not a curated record. Gene Ontology annotation, molecular function: fatty acid elongase activity. NCBI's taxonomy places the organism in Eukaryota, Metazoa, Chordata, Actinopteri, Siluriformes, Bagridae. The transcript is spliced from 8 exons.
CACAUAGUGGGCGGUGCCUACGCACAGGUGUCAUAGUAUUUAGAGCAGGUAUUCAUGUCGUGUAAAUCACUACACUUCAGCUCCAUUCAGCGAGAGGACGGAGGAACGUGGGUUAAAAGUCACCCAGGACGAGGCAGGACGAGGCAAGAACCCGUCGAGGAGUCAGUAAGCAUCUUUUAGAGGAUGGCGUUCAGCACCCUGACUUUGCUCUAUGAUCAAUGGCUUAAAGAAGCAGACCCAAGAGUUGAGGACUGGCUCCUUAUGUCCUCUCCCUUCCCUCAAACCGUAAUCAUCCUUUCCUACAUCUACUUUGUCACAACGCUUGGACCUCGUCUGAUGGAGAACCGCAAACCUUUUGACCUCAAGCGACCAAUGAUCAUCUACAAUGUUAGCAUCGUGGCAUUCUCCCUUUACAUGAUUUAUGAGUUUCUCAUGUCUGGCUGGGCCAAUGGAUACUCAUACAGGUGUGACAUUGUGGACUAUUCCAGCUCCCCACAGGCUUUAAGGAUGGCAUGGACUUGCUGGCUGUACUACUUCUCAAAGUUCAUAGAGAUGUUGGAUACUAUUUUCUUUGUUUUGAGAAAAAAGAAUAGCCAAGUCACUUUCCUCCAUGUGUACCAUCACUCAAUCAUGCCAUUCACAUGGUGGUUUGGAGUCAAGUUUGCUCCAGGUGGUCUGGGAACCUUCCAUGCCCUGCUGAACUGCUGUGUCCAUGUGGUCAUGUACUCCUACUAUGCCCUGUCUGCUAUGGGCCCAGCCUAUCAGAAGUACCUUUGGUGGAAGAAGUACAUGACCACUAUUCAGCUGGUUCAGUUUGUCAUGGUGACUGCCCACGUCGGUCAGUUUUUCUUCAUGAAAGAAUGCCCUUACCAGUUCCCGGUUUUCCUCUAUGUCAUUGGUUUGUAUGGAAUGAUCUUCCUGCUUCUUUUCCUCAACUUCUAUUACCAUGCAUACACCAAGGGUAAGAGGUUGCCCAAAGCCCUUCAGAAUGGAGCAUGCUUCAUAAACUCUGCACACAAGAAGACUGAAUAAGGACUUUGUACUCUUGUCACCCAUCAGUGAAAAUCCUGCAGCUUUUAAAUUUGCUUUAUUUUUCCUUUAACCAUUUCAGAUCAUUCACCCACUGUUUUAUGUUAAAACUUUGUGGAAUGCCACUUUCUCACUGAAUGAAUAUUGCCCAACUAGCACAUGUGGUUUUACACUGAAGAUGUGGAUCCUGGUUUGUACGGUCUUCACAUAGGUUCUGAAAUGUUUAUGGGGUACAAUAUAUUUUUUUAAAUAUACCCUUCAUUUAUUUUAAGGCCAGCUUUGGUAUAUGACCUAACUGCUACUUUAACUGAAUGCAUGGAUUGUGACAGCAGAGGAACUUGAUUUUAAUGCUACUGGUCUUUUGAAAGGGAAGUGAAGGGUUUGCUUUUUGCUUCGUAGACUACGUAAGCAAACCUAUUGCCCUUUCCCCAAUGAAGAGCAUGACUGAUCACUAUGCUUGAGUCCUACCUUAAAUGUGGCAAAAGUGACAGUUGGGGGUUAAUUUUCAGCUCUGGAAAAUUUUAUUUUCAGUGUAUAACUUCUUAUUAUGGCUGUUUUUGUUCGUGUUCUUUUUUUUUUGUUUUAAAAGAGAAAAGUCUGACUGAGGCAUGUGUUCUUCAAAGAACCAAAUGUGCCAGUGAUCUGUGGAGACUUGUGUUUUUUCUUUCCUUGUGUUUAUGCAUUUUGUAUUUCUUUACCGUGCUCUAUUUAUAUCCUUAAGGUUUGUUCAAUGUUAAAUUGUACCUUUUUAUUCAACAAAAUAAAUUAUUUGUCAAUA